UACACGUAACUAAUAUUUUGCAAGUUAUAAAAUAUUAUUUUGUAAUUGCAUUGAACAAGAUAUAAGUGAAAUAAUAAAUUAAAAGUGAAAAAUAUACUUAUUCGAUUAUAAGACCAUGGAACCUCAAUACAACAGUAAAAGUACAGCUGUGAAGCGUUUAAUGAGAGAAGCAAAAGAGUUGUCAGAGCCAACAGAUGAAUACAGUGCUCAUCCAUUAGAAGAUAAUUUAUUUGAAUGGCACUUUACUAUGCGCGGUCCUCAGGCAUCAGAUUUUGAUGGUGGUAUUUAUCAUGGUCGUAUAUUAUUACCAACUGAAUAUCCAAUGAAGCCACCAAAUAUAAUAUUAUUAACUCCAAAUGGUCGAUGGGAAACUAACAAAAAAAUAUGCUUAAGCAUUUCUAGUCAUCAUCCGGAAACUUGGCAACCAUCAUGGUCAAUUAGAACAGCUCUAUUAGCAUUGAUAGCAUUUAUGCCAACUAAUAGCCGAGGUUCAUUGGGAGCACUUGAAUAUACWCCUGAAGAACGAUUAAGUUUGGCUAAAAAGUCUCAGAGUUGGAUUUGUGACAGUUGUGGUCAGAUAUCUAAUUUAUUAGCUAAUAAUAAAGCAAAACCAUUGACAAAAGAAGAAACUGAACUCAUAAAAAGUGUAACAUUUAAGGGAGAAGAAGCGGAAAAAGUCUGCAAACCGCCUGACCAACAAAAACAGGAAUUUGAAACAAUCAAUGAAGAACCAGUAGUAAAUAAUAUUUCUCCAAACUUUUUAAGAGAUGCAUUAUGCUCAGAUAUUGGAAUGUACCUUAUAUAUUUAAUUAUUGCACUCAUUAGUAUAUUAGUAGCACGUCGUUUCUAUAGUGCUUAAGUUUAUUGUUUUAUUUUAAUCUUUUAUUUUACAACAAUUAUUAUUAAC
Messenger RNA from Diuraphis noxia (Russian wheat aphid), 907 nucleotides. Its product is annotated as ubiquitin-conjugating enzyme E2 J1-like. The record is from RefSeq and is a predicted model, not a curated record. Lineage: Eukaryota; Metazoa; Arthropoda; Insecta; Hemiptera; Aphididae.